AUGGCUCGGAAGGUUCUUAGCGAUCGAACUAUCUACCAAUCUUCGACCUAUGCCUUUAAGUACGGUACAGGCCCAUCAAUCCUCUGCGAUCUUGGUGCGGCUAGAGUUGGUGCCCAAAAGCACAGAGGUGACACUAUGCCUGGACUUUACCGCGCCCCGGAGACGUGGGACUUUCUCGAAGACGGCCAUGUAUUCUUCGCAAGCAAAAAUCGAAUGCUAGAUGAUGAACAGCACCUCGCAGAGAUGGUUUCGCUCUUGGGGCCUCCGCCUCCAGAAUUCUUGACGCGGAGUGAAAAGUGCCGCCAAUACUGGGACAGUGAAGGUAUCGCACUAAUAUCCAUGUUUCCCCCUGACUCGAAAAAGACAGUCUCGAAAUUGGAAAGGCUCUAUCCUGAUUCCGGAGCAAUCUUUCGAAAUCCGGGAGCGGUGCCUCGAUGGGGAGGAUCGGGCUCUCUUCUUACGGUUCUUGCGCAGGAUGUUAUGCUGGAUACCAGAGGAGAGAGGCUCGCUGCAGAGGAGCUGGCUCUCGAUGAGUUUUUGAUGCAGCCACUGGUGGCCGCGGCAUUGUCGGAAACAUCAACCCAGCCGAUAUAG
Molecule: messenger RNA, 594 nt
Organism: Drepanopeziza brunnea f. sp. 'multigermtubi' MB_m1
Lineage: Eukaryota; Fungi; Ascomycota; Leotiomycetes; Helotiales; Drepanopezizaceae
Source: RefSeq, a predicted model, not a curated record